AUGUCAAUUUCUACCUCAAAUGGUUUUGAGGUCUUAUUACCAUCACCAUUGCCAGAUUUUUCCAAUCCUUUGGACAAUAAAAAAUCAAUCAAUCUUCAUGAUAGGAGUUUUAUGAGAAAUAACGUUGGUUAUUAUAAUGGCAAUAACGAUGACGAUUCUGAUGAUAAAAGAAAAGGAAUCGAAGAAUUAUUACCAAUGGAUGUAGAUUUUGACUUAGUCGAGGAUCAUAAUUAUU
Entrophospora candida is the source of this 235-nucleotide messenger RNA. The record is from the annotation of a GenBank genome assembly. Lineage: Eukaryota; Fungi; Glomeromycota; Glomeromycetes; Entrophosporales; Entrophosporaceae.